Messenger RNA from Strongyloides ratti, 1764 nucleotides. RefSeq names its product Sphingosine-1-phosphate lyase 1. Gene Ontology annotation, molecular function: pyridoxal phosphate binding; sphinganine-1-phosphate aldolase activity. The record is from RefSeq and is a predicted model, not a curated record. Lineage: Eukaryota; Metazoa; Nematoda; Chromadorea; Rhabditida; Strongyloididae. Gene Ontology annotation, cellular component: endoplasmic reticulum. Gene Ontology annotation, biological process: sphingolipid catabolic process; carboxylic acid metabolic process. Bases 1 to 1764 code for a protein of 587 amino acids. The transcript has 7 exons.
AUGGAUUUCUUAAUUGAUGAAGCAUCAAUACGUUUAAUACAUGAAGCAAUUACAGAAAUAAGGUCAAAUUUUAAUAAAUCAUGUUCUCAAUAUGAAGCAUGGCAAAUUGUUUGUUUUACAUUAUCAGCAAUUCUUUUUAUCCAAUGGUUAACAAUUAUUUUAACUUCUGAUUUUUCUGGUUUGGGAAAACAAAUAAUGAAAAAUUUACCAUUUUUUUGGGAUUAUUAUGAAAAAAAGAGAGAAUAUGCAAAAGAAAUUAUGAAAGAAAUAUUAUUAUCUUCAGAUAAAAAAAAAGAAUUUUAUAGAUUUUUACCUGAUAGAGGUAUUUCAGCUAAUGAUAUUGUCAAGGAAGCACGUGAAUAUUUAGAUAUGGCUCAAACAAAAUAUAUUAUAAAAGGAAAAUAUUAUAAUUUUGUAUAUGGACAACAUGAUGAAGAACAAAAAGAAUUAAAUAAAGAAUUACUUGAUAUGUAUUUUCAUUCUGAUGCUUUAUUUCCAGAAAUGUAUCCAGCAAUAAGAAAAAUGGAAGCUGAAGUUAUUAGAAUUAUGUGUUCAAUAUUUCAUGGAGGAGUUAAUUCAUGUGGAGCUGUUACAACAUCAGUUUCUGAAUCAAUAUUUCUAGCAUGUUUAAGUUACAAAAGAAGAGCUUUAGAAAGAAAUAUAACAGAACCUGUUAUGAUAUUAGGUGUAAAUGCUCAUGCGGCAUUUGAUAAGGCUGCUGAAAUUCUUGAUAUUAAAAUUAAACGAGUACCAUGUGAUGAGUAUGAUGGUAUGGAAAUUGGUAUUAUGAAAAGAUUAAUAUCACCUGAAGUAUGUAUGAUUGUUGUUUCUGCUCCAAAUUAUAUUUCUGGUUCAAUGGAUCCAGUAGAAAAUAUAGCUAAAAUUGUUGCAAGAAAUAAUAUACCAUUACAUGUUGAUGCAUCAUUUGGUGGAUUUAUUUUACCAUUUCUUGAACAAUGUGAUUAUCCACCAAUGAAUUUUGAUUUUGCACUAACAGCUGUUACUUCAAUAUCAGUUGAUGCUUCAAGAUAUGGUGGUGCAUUAGUUGGAUCAUCAUGUAUAUUAUAUCGUGAUAAACGUUACAUGAAAUAUCAAUGUUUUGGAAAACAAGAUUGGUCAUGUGGUGUUUACUCAGCAGCAACAAUGUCAGAAAAUAGAGGAGGUUUCAGAAUAUCAACUAUGUGGUCAAGUUUAAUUUAUAAUGGUAGAUAUGGUUAUGUUGAAAAAGCACAAAAAAUAUUAGAUUUAACAAGAUUAUUAGUAACUGAACUUGAAAAAUUAGAUUAUAUUAAAAUUAUUGGUGCACCACUUCUUUGUGUUGUUAGUUUUACAAGUGAUUUAGUAGAUUUAUAUAAAGUAGCAGAAAAAAUGAAAGGUGAUGGAUGGUAUUUAAAUUUACUACAAAAACCAAAAGGAAUUCGUUUUUGUAUUUCAACAAAUACUGAUGAAAGGUCUAUAAUUUUACAAUUUGUUGAAGAUUUAGAUAGGACAUGUCAAUAUAUAAUGGACAUGUCUCGUCCUACAACAAAAGAAGAAGAUCCAACAAAAGAAAAGACAAUUUUCUAUGGUCUUUCAACACCAAUUGAGUGUUUUGAAUUGUCUGAUGAAUUAUCACAGAUAUAUUUAGAUUCAUAUUAUGCAACACCAAAUCUUAAUAGUCAUUUGUUACCACAAGGAAAGACAACUAGAACAUUAAGUAUUGAUGGUAGAAAAAUGAGUUCCAUAUUAACUCAUAUUGUAAGGUCAUCAACACAAAAUACAUAA